GAUCAGCAGGGUCUCGUCGCGCUGGGCACGCCGCUCGGAACCGAUGCCUUUGUGCAGUGCCAGCUCCGCAUCAAACGUGCUGCCCAAGACCGGCUCCUGGAGCGCAUCCCGCAUGAAUACGCCGCUGCUCACGACACAGCUGUCGCUCGGUGCCUGGCCCAGCUUCUCGGCUAUGCGGACGCCCCGCUGCCGGAAGAGGCCACGAGAGCAGCCCAGCUCGCGGCGCGGCUUGGGGGACUUGGCUUGCGUUGCGCGAGGGCCGAUCGUCAUGCGGCACAUUGGGCCUCCUGGUGCGACGCGCUCCCUGUUGUUCGUGACCGAGCGCCUCAGGUCGCGCAUGCAGGCAUUGCGCGCCCCUGAGGCCGAGCAGACUCCUGCAUUGCGAGCCGCGCAGCAUGCAGCAAUUUACCUACGUGCGCAAGGCUUUGAAGUCCCAGCCUGGGAAACCGCCGCUGGCUUGGCUGG
Messenger RNA from Symbiodinium pilosum, 465 nucleotides. NCBI's taxonomy places the organism in Eukaryota, Dinophyceae, Suessiales, Symbiodiniaceae. The record is from the annotation of a GenBank genome assembly.